AUGAGUCAAAAGCAACAACAACACCAGCUGCAACAACAGCUGCAGGCGCGUCAACAACAAGCACUGCUGCAACUGCAACAACCACUACAACAGCCACAGCGUCAGAGGCGAGGGUCAUCGCAUUUACCUAGACUGUCGCGAAUAGAAGAAGCAAUUGCCUUGAGCGACUCUCGGCCAUCAUCAUCUAACUUUAUCAAAAGAAAUACCAGCUCCUUAUCGCCGGGAAACUCAGAAAUUAAACCUAAACCAUUUGUGCUUGAAAUCACUAAUGUCGCUCUGAUUACCACAGAAGAUGAGAUUGAGCAGUUGCUACUGCAAACUGUUAGUACUGAAAGUUUUAAAGUUUUAAAAGUUUUCAAAACAACCCCAGCGAAAGUUAUUGUGAGAAUUGAGAGCAUAGUUGAAUGCAAUAACCUUAUACGAGUAUUGAAUGGGUCUCAGUGGAAGGGCCGAACUCUCAACGUUCAACUCAACCUCGAUGCAACCGAAAAAUCUUCAGUACCAGGGGACUCAAAUGAGACAUUCAAGCCUGAGUUCAAUCGGUCUUAUGUUCCGCCACAAUAUCGUCAACCAUCAUUACUGCGGAAAAACAAUUCAUUCUACAGGUCACAAAAGUCAACGGAUUCGACAGCAUGGUCAUCAUUUGACUCUCGCAGAUCAACGGGGAGAAGCUCCACAAUCAGUAGCCACGCGAGUUCUAUAUUUUCCAGCCAUGGACAUCGACAAUCAAGCAAUUUGUCAACCAUUUCAUCAGACGGCCUGGUUUCAGGAAAGCUGUCUGUGCCACCAUUGUCGAUACCUGAACGUCAACAAUCGGAACCAUCUGUUGAUAAGACGGAAGAGGUGGGGGAGGGAAGGAACGACAUACAGCAAGUUGAAGAUCAACCAGACACAAAUGCCACAAACCCAAUAGAUGGCGAUCUUAUUGAGAUCCCUAUUGGUGAAGGCAAUAAUCCAGAACAAUUGAUAAAAGUUUGCCCCACACGUUUGUUUGUGGGCAAUGUGCCGUACACUUCGAAUUGGGCUUCAUUGAGAAAGUUUUUCAUUGAAAAAGCCAAUGAGCUUGAUCCAGAUAAUGAGAUAUCUAUACUUCGAGUUGAAAUUCCCAUUCAACAAAUGACCUUAAAUGAAGGUUUAUUUUAUGGACAAAUUGGCCAGCCUCAAAUUGUAUCCAGAAGUAGGGGAUUUGCAAUAGUAACAACCAAAGACAGAGCUUCGUCGGAAAAGCUUAUUGAGUUGUUUAACAAUGUCGAAUUUGAAGGGCGUCCUUUAACGAUACGAUAUGACAAGUUUCCUCAGUUUAACAAUUACGUUAUACAACAACUUCAUCGUGGACCGAGACAAAACUCAGCUAUGUACGGAAGACCAUACAGCAGUUCUGACCUUACAAUGAACAAUGAUCCAUCUUCCCCAGGGUACCAACAGAUGCCACCACCACCGCCACCACCAACACAACUACUACCUGGGGGUCAAUACAUUCCCCAACAAGUGUUGUCUCCAUACAAUGCACACCAAAAAUUCUCAACCAACCCAACCGGUACAUCGUUAUUGAGUAACUUGGCCUUUGAGCGAAACCUGUUACAACAAAAGAUUUAUUACGGAAACCCCGCGAGCCAGCAGCAACCACCUUACUCAACAAAUGCCCCAGUCAUUCAACCACGCCCACCACCACAACCAUCAGCAGCACAGCAACCAUUCAUGACGCAAUCGCAAAAUCCUCUACCAUCAUCAAAUUCGAACCAGAACGUUCUUGCUUCAGGAUACUAUUUCAUGCCAUAUUAUUACCAAGCUCCACCUUCGCAUCCACCGACUCUACCAGGGUCAAACGCUUACCAACCCCAGCCAUAUGGAAUCCCGGUUUCCGCCACCCCGUCCCUGGUACCCGUUCAUGUCCCAUUUCAGGCGCAUUCAGCCUCCACAUACAAUGAGCGACACAGCGUAGCUGCUCAAGAUAAAGUAAAGGUACAAUCCGGAAAUUCAGGAGUCAAUCAGGACUCACCAGAGCUGCGCCAACUGCAGCAACAACAACAACAACAGCAACAGCAACAGCAACAGCAACAGCAACAGCAACAGCAACAGCAACAGCCCACUAGCGAGCUUUUUCAAAAGAUGACACUCAAUGAAGAUUGA
Lodderomyces parapsilosis is the source of this 2130-nucleotide messenger RNA. RefSeq lists its product as uncharacterized. Gene Ontology annotation, cellular component: cytosol. The record is from RefSeq and is a predicted model, not a curated record. Lineage: Eukaryota; Fungi; Ascomycota; Pichiomycetes; Serinales; Debaryomycetaceae. Gene Ontology annotation, molecular function: mRNA binding. The transcript has a single exon. Bases 1 to 2130 code for a protein of 709 amino acids.